UUCCACGGAGCAAAGGUUAUUAACGUGGCUUAGAUAUGACACGCACAAUCUAGUACCGACUAGAAAAACUGUCAAAGCUUCAAAGCAAAUCAUUUAAAUUGGGCUUGCUUUGCACAUCGCAUUAAUUGUUUACGCUUAGAGGAAUGAAAACAUGGAACGACAUGUUCUAGAACUAGCAGCCCUUCUGUUUCUGCUUGUGAGCGGCAGUGAUUCUCUGGAGUGCUACAGUUGCGAUGGCAUCCACGACAUAACAACGUGCAGAAACAUAACAACAUGUGGAGCAAAUCAGGCCUGCUAUCAUCGCAUGAGGGCUGAUGCAUCCGGUAACGUCAUGGAUGUGGGCUGUGUGGACCAUGCAAUGUGUGUCGACCCCGGAAGUAUUUCAAGUCUCAUAGGACGAUCUCUGAUACAACUCAGACAAACGUCGUCCAACUGUUCAGAAUGCUGUUCAACCGAUAGAUGCAACGACCAACUGUGCUCUCACAAUUUACCUUCCGCUUGUGUUGACGAUGAGACUGUUGACUGUGCUAAAAUGAGUUCCCUUUUCAACGUCUGUGCUGGAAACUACGAGCAUGCUGCGAUGAUUUGUCCCAGAUUCUGUAACCUGUGCAAUUUUACUAACGGUAACUGGGCUGACUGGUCAAGUUGGUCAUCUUGUACAAUUACGUGUGGUAGCACGACACAGAUGAGGACCAGAACGUGUACCAAUCCCGCGCCAGCAAGCCAUGGUAAAAACUGUCAAGGGCCUUCCACGGACUACACGUCUUGUGUGAGAGACUCUUGUCCUGUCGACGGUGGUUGGGGUUCAUGGACUACUUGGGGAUCAUGUUCCGCAUCCUGUGGCGUAGCAUUACAACACAGAACCAGAUAUUGCGACAGCCCACCUCCCGCGAGGUUUGGAGAUCACUGCUUUGGAGACUCUCUGGAUUACAGAACAUGUAUACUUCAAGGAUGCACAGAUGGUGGAUGGACCACGUGGACAAGUUGGGGCACGUGCUCAGCCUCGUGCGAUGGAGGGUUUCAUCAGCGCAGUCGCCAGUGUACUAAUCCACCAGCAUCUGCUUAUGGCCACCAGUGUGAUGGUCCAAAUGUUGACGUAGGAGCAUGCAACACUCAGCAAUGUCCGCAAACAGAUGGGGGUUGGACAGCAUGGUCCUCGUGGAGCACGUGCCCAUCCACAAUAUUGUGUGUUGGUGGAAUUCAUCAAAGAUACCGAGAAUGUUCCAACCCGAAACCUUCUGUGUAUGGUCAGCAAUGUCAUGGAGUCAGUGUAGAUACACAAUCGUGCAAUACAUGCCAGUAUGCAAACAUUCAGAACACUAUUCGUUUGAAUAAUGGGCGAGUUGAAGUAUACUUGAACGGGGCAUGGGGAACUGUGUGUGACGAUUCAUUUGAUUCCAAUAGCAAUGCUGCUCGAGUUGUGUGUAGGCAGCUCGGACUACCAACGUCCAAUGCCCGUUCUAUUGACCCGUUAGAAGGGCCUAGCUAUAUGUCAAUCUUAUUGGAUGACGUGGUCUGUACCGGAAACGAAGCGUCAUUGCUUGCUUGCUCCCAUAAUACUGUCGGUACACACAACUGCGCGCACCGGGAAGAUGCUGGCGUAUACUGUGCAUAACUAACAUGAAGGUCAACUAAACGAAAUCGUUUACUUUAUUCAUGUAGUUAUGAUACAAAAUAACUUAAAUGCAUCACAAGACAAUACAAUGUGUGAACUGUUC
Messenger RNA from Dreissena polymorpha, 1718 nucleotides. RefSeq names its product coadhesin-like. The transcript is spliced from 12 exons. NCBI's taxonomy places the organism in Eukaryota, Metazoa, Mollusca, Bivalvia, Myida, Dreissenidae. Gene Ontology annotation, cellular component: membrane. The record is from RefSeq and is a predicted model, not a curated record. Bases 152 to 1615 code for a protein of 487 amino acids.